Messenger RNA from Culex quinquefasciatus (southern house mosquito), 2621 nucleotides. RefSeq lists its product as uncharacterized. The transcript is spliced from 5 exons. Lineage: Eukaryota; Metazoa; Arthropoda; Insecta; Diptera; Culicidae. The coding region runs from base 612 to 2414 and encodes 600 amino acids. The record is from RefSeq and is a predicted model, not a curated record.
CUGUCAACUUUGGCUAUGUCAAGUAUGAGAUUCUUAUGACACCUCUGUUGAAGACCACAAAACGACCCAUGUUUAACCACAAAAGUUAUCAGGGAUACGAUGUAAAGUUUUUAUGUAAAACUAAUUUCCUUAUCUAAUCAAUCACCAAUGCAGUCAAAGAUAUUUCUGAAGCUGCUCCUGAACCUUAGUCAAUUUAGCUCAUAUUUGGCAAUAACACUUAAUUUUGGAAAUGAUAUUAGACAAAGGUAUGGGCCAAAAAGUAUUUAUUUAGCUGUCACUCUUUAAACACAUUCCACCAAUCCCGACACCCCCUAAGAAUUUGCUGAAUUAGUAAUUUUAUCAUGUUAAUCAAUUAGGCUUUUCAAUGUUAAUACUUCUAAUUGCACAUAGGGGAUGCACACAUCUGAAGAGGAGCCAGACGAUGUGCAGUUGAUAAGAAUGUUGUAAACACUACGCAAUGUUUUCAUUAAUUUAAUGAGUUUAUAAAAUCGUACAACAAACAUUUACGGAAAGCAAUUAUUGUAGUAUUGGCUCAUUAGGUCACGAAUGUUCAGCUAUAAUUACUGGUUCUUUCAAUUGUUACUCUUCGUGGUACGAGUAGUUCGGAAGAAAUGGAGGUUGAAGAGGAUUUAAAUCAAAGUGGAGAAUCCGUUGAGUUGUUAAUAAAUUACAUCUAUGCUUUACUACCUCUUGGUAGCUAUACUAUUUGUCAAUUGUUUAAAUAUGAUGCAUUCCAGACCAACCUUCCUAGCAUUCUGAUCAAUAUGAGCAAAUCGAAUGAAACUUUGAACACACUACUAGUACCUGCUAUAGAGCAAGGUUGCUCUAUAUUUUUAAUAGAUCAAGCAGUGGCUUUUACAUUUCUCGAUUCUUUUACCAUGGCACAUGAUGCAGCUAUGAUAAGAAAUCCUAACAAAGUGCUGAUUAUAACAGAUAUAAAAAACGAGUUGGAAUUGGAAGAAAUUCUACUACACCCAUCUCUCCACGAAAUAAGAGAUGUGUUUGCGAUUUUAUCCGCUAACGAAUCAGUCUGUCUUUUAAAAAUCGACGGACAACGAAAAUGGAAACAAAUUUGCGAAUGGAUACGAAACGAAACCAUGUCUAUGGAUAGCAGUGAAAUGUUUUUAUCGAACAAAGCACACCUGGAUAAUCGUGUGAUAAAACUUGCAACGUUUGAAGUAAUUCCAUUUAUACAACUAAUCCCCCGGGAAAAUGGCCGAUCAGUACUAAACAACAAAACAUAUUUUAUUGACGGUUUGGAUGGUAGAUUAGUCGAAGGAUUUUGUGAAGCUUUUAACUGUACUUGGGAACUUACUAUAAAGCAAGAAGCCCAGUACGGUAAAUUGUACGGAAAUAAAACGGCCGAUGGCAUAACUGGAUCGCUGUUAAACAGGCAGGUUGACGUUGCAAUUGGAGGUAUAGCAGGAUGGUACCAUCUUCACCCGUUCUUCAGUUUUACAAGUCCCAUGCAACCGAUUAGCGUGACCUGUUUAACGCCACAGCCAAGGCUCUUACCAUCCUGGACACUUGCAAUACGGAUUUAUAAGCCACAAGUUUGGAUAUUACUACUGGUUACUAUUGUCGCCAUCAUAGUUUUUACUCACGUGCUACUGAAACUUAACAAUGUACUACAUAAUUUGCUUCCCAUACCUUUUCAAGUUAUUGGAGGACUUUUGCUGCAACCGGCCAAUCUUCGUGUUCGGUCAACUUCCGAAACGAUAUUUUCCUUCUCGCUCAUCACCUUUCUGUUCCUUGUAACAAACAUGUACCUGGCAAAAGCCGUCAGUAUGAGAACCAACCCUGCGUAUGCUGCAUCCAUCGACACCGUUGACCAUUUGGCGGCCAGUGGAUUACCCUGGAAUGCCCCGCACGAAGCCUGGAAAUAUUCAAUUCUUUCAUCCGAAAAGCCUUCACUCCGGCAACUUUUGCAAACUUUUCGUGCCCCAGAUGUUUCCAAACUUGAGCAAAUUGCCAACGAAGGCGAUGAAAGUCUUGCAAUAGCUUUCCUUGCCUACGGACACUACAUGGUUGGUAACUGGAUAAACACUGACAACGUUGCGCUGUAUCGAUUGAUGCAAGAGGACCUGUACUGGGAGUACGAACUAGUCUGGACAACCAAAACGUGGCCCAUGUACGACGCGCUCAAUGAGUAUAUCAUGCGCAUCGUAGAGGCAAACUUGCAACGUUACGAAGAGUUGAUAGUAGCUCAACAGUAUCUGAACCACCGCGUCCAAAACGUUAUCGCCCAUUCAACUGAUAGAGUACAAGUACAUCGAAUAGUAUCAAAGUUUCAGAACAUAAAAGGAUACCUGAAUCUCUUUUUGGUAGGUGCUACUAUAGCAUGUUUAGUGUUUGGCGUUGAAGUUCUUUGGGAGAAAAAGAAUGAUAUUUUCAAAUGGUACAAGGGAAGAUAAAAACUAAUUAUGUAAAACUGUGUCUUAAAAUUGCAACACACCAAAACGCAAAAAUAAAGCUUUCUUAAAUUUAAACUACACAAGGAUCAUCCAUAAACGUUGUCUUGAAAUCCGAAGCUAUCAUUUUUUUGUUCGAUCUUUGUAUGGACCUUAGUCAUCUUAGUAUGAAGAAUAAACGCAAACAAAACGCUCACGUAUUCAGCGAAA